This is a messenger RNA of Podospora pseudocomata, 1088 nucleotides long. RefSeq lists its product as uncharacterized. The transcript is spliced from 2 exons. NCBI's taxonomy places the organism in Eukaryota, Fungi, Ascomycota, Sordariomycetes, Sordariales, Podosporaceae. Bases 221 to 982 code for a protein of 253 amino acids. The record is from RefSeq and is a predicted model, not a curated record.
CAAACCCCUUGCAUCAAACCACCACAUUCCAGUCAACUAUCUGAGCGGGCGCGUCGCGGGGAAGGACAACUUUCGAAAGAAUGCAGGCACCCGCUGUUACAAAACUGUGCGACAAUCGCUCGGAACGAAGCAGUCGCGAACGGAAACAAACUUGACCGGCACCGAAAACGUUUUUAGACUGCUCAGAAAACAAUCUGUCACAGGACAACAAAUUGUUAAAAUGACAGACUAUUCAUCAGAAGACUUGUCGCCAUCGCCAAUGCCCACUACUCCCGCUCUCACAUACACCAUGGCGGCGCCUAGUCAGACUUCAGUACUCGACAUCAGUGGCCGCUGGCGCUUCAACCGAAAGCUCUCUGAUAACAUGAAGGAGGCAUACAAGAUGCAAGGGACAUCUUUCUGGACUCGGAAGCUCCUCUCCUUCAUGACCAUUGAGCAGGAAUACAUCAAGCACCCUUACUGCUUACCCUUCUCCGACGAUGUGGUCUUUAGCUUCCAACAGACCGUCCGCCGCCCCUGGUUUGGUGGCUGCAGGUUCCACAUUCCCAUGAACGACAACAUGUACAUCUUGGACAACGAGGACCGAGCCGUCGUUCUUCCCGCGCCACUAGGGCCGGUGCGUGUACGAUGUCGGUAUGAUUUUGUCAACAGAACACCAACGUACACAACAGGGGAGAAAAUGACAACGGAAAAGAGCGGUGCUCAGAUCGGACAGAUGGCGUUUGAGUCGGGAAUGGAGACGGAUCCUGAUGUCGGCCUACCAGAACGGGCCGUCAUGAUCGAGGUGAUGGAGAGUUUGAGUCAGUUGGGCAAGGGCGCUGGAUGGAGGUCGACUGUCGAAUGGGGCUUCGAGGUGAUUGCUGGGGAGAAAAGGCUGGUCAAGUGGGCCGUAACCGUGAAGGGGAGCCAAGUAGCCAAGGUGAAGAUGGUGUACGACUAUGUUGGGGAGUCUAUUGCACGCUCUGGCCGUGGCCAUGUGUAAACACAUUAUACUGUUCUGUUGCAGGAUGAUUCCCGGGAGAUAAUGAUACCCGCUGAUGGCUAGGUCAAAAGAGUAUAGAAUAGCAUGUUCAAGUGUGCUGGCAAUG